Aplysia californica (California sea hare) is the source of this 435-nucleotide messenger RNA. RefSeq names its product melanoma-associated antigen D1-like. Lineage: Eukaryota; Metazoa; Mollusca; Gastropoda; Aplysiida; Aplysiidae. The transcript has a single exon. The record is from RefSeq and is a predicted model, not a curated record. Bases 1 to 435 code for a protein of 144 amino acids.
AUGGCCUGGUGUCGUGGCCUGGCCUGGUGUCGUGGCCUGGCCUGGUGUCAUGGCCUGGUGUCGUGGCCUGGUGUCGCGGCCUGGUGUCGUGGCCUGGUGUCAUGGCCUGGUGUCGUGGCCUGGUGUCGUGGCCUGGUGUCAUGGCCUGGUGUCGUGGCCUGGUGUCGUGGCCUGGCCUGGUGUCAUGGCCUGGUGUCGUGGCCUGGUGUCGUGGCCUGGCCUGGUGUCAUGGCCUGGUGUCGCGGCCUGGUGUCGUGGCCUGGUGUCAUGGCCUGGUGUCGUGGCCAGGUGUCGUGGCCUGGUGUCGUGGCCUGGUGUCGUGGCCUGGUGUCGUGGCCUGGUGUCGUGGCCAGGUGUCGUGGCCUGGUGUCGUGGCCUAGUGGUAUCAUGGCCUGGUGUCGUGGCCAGGUGUCGUGGCCUGGUGUCGUGGCCUAG